This is a messenger RNA of Lactuca sativa (garden lettuce), 897 nucleotides long. It is a transcript of the gene GB2, whose product is annotated as GTP-binding 2. Lineage: Eukaryota; Viridiplantae; Streptophyta; Magnoliopsida; Asterales; Asteraceae. The record is from RefSeq and is a predicted model, not a curated record. Gene Ontology annotation, molecular function: GTP binding; GTPase activity.
UAAACUUGAUCUUAUCAAAAAGGGUAUCUGCCAAGUCAAGUUUUCUUCCGCAAACCAUAAAAGCAAAACCCCAAUACAAACAACACAAGAAACCAAUCAAUCAAUCAAUUCACUUUUGUUCCUCAUAUUCAUCGUCAUCAAAUUAGGUUUCAACAAUGUCCUACGAUUACCUUUUCAAAUACAUAAUCAUCGGUGAUACAGGUGUAGGGAAAUCGUGUUUGUUGCUGCAAUUCACCGACAAGAGGUUUCAACCAGUUCAUGACUUGACGAUUGGAGUGGAAUUCGGUGCUCGUAUGGUCGCCAUUGAUGGCAGGCCUGUUAAGCUUCAGAUUUGGGAUACCGCUGGCCAAGAAUCAUUCAGAUCGAUCACCAGGUCAUAUUACAGAGGAGCAGCUGGAGCUCUUCUGGUUUAUGACAUCACUAGGAGAGAAACAUUCAAUCAUCUAGCUGGAUGGCUUGAAGAUGCAAGACAACAUGCCAAUCCCAACAUGACAAUCAUGCUUGUAGGAAACAAAAGCGAUCUUUCCCACAGAAGAGCUGUCAGCAAAGAGGAAGGAGAACAGUUUGCAAAAGAAAAUGGACUCUUGUUCUUGGAAGCAUCUGCAAGAACAGCACAGAAUGUUGAAGAGGCGUUUCUUAAGACUGCAGAAAAAAUACUUCAGAAGAUCCAGGAGGGUGUGUUUGAUGUAUCAAAUGAGUCAUCGGGGAUAAAGGUGGGAUAUGGACGUCCUCAAGGUACAGGAGCAAGAGAUGGAACAGUUGCUCAGAGUGGUGGAUGUUGUGGUUGAUCUUGCUUCUUUAAGAAGCAUAUGUUAUUAUUAUUAUUUUUUAAUAUUGGAACAUAAUAUGUAAUGUAUAAAUAUAAGUGGAUUUUGGUCUUUUGAACCAAUUUGAUCA